Molecule: messenger RNA, 1949 nt
Organism: Elaeis guineensis (African oil palm)
Lineage: Eukaryota; Viridiplantae; Streptophyta; Magnoliopsida; Arecales; Arecaceae
Product: protein NRT1/ PTR FAMILY 1.1
Biological process (GO): transmembrane transport
Cellular component (GO): membrane
Molecular function (GO): transmembrane transporter activity
Source: RefSeq, a predicted model, not a curated record
GAUUUUUCACUUGUUUUUUUCCUAUUUUUUCUUUGCUUUUUCUGUUCGCUUUUUUCAUUUGCAGGAGUCACAACUUGGUGGGAGGCUUGGAGUAGCUAAAUAAGAAAGUUUAGAUUCAUCUCAAUCAGAUAAAAAGUUUCAAGCAAUCGAGCAAAUGAAAUCUUUGAAAAAGUCUCUGGCCAGGGAGUAAUGGCCAAUAUGAUGAUCUACCUUAGAGAUACUUACCACAUGGGAGCUGCAGCCGGACAGAGUGUUCUAUUUAUAUAUGGAGCGGUAGCAUCUAUCCUACCAGUAUUUGGAGCUUUCUUAGCUGAUUCCUACUGUGGUCGCUACCGAGUGAUCUUGAUUGGAUCUGUUGCAUGCCUCCUUGGGACUAUUCUUGUUUGGUUGACUGCAAUGCUGCCAGGAGCUAAGCCCCCUGCUUGUGCCUCUGCUUGCCAGUCCCCAACCCCAUCCCAGCUUGCCCUGCUCUUCUGUGGCUUUGCUCUCCUGGGCAUUGGAGAAGGUGGUGUUAGGCCAUGUUCUAUAGCCUUUGGUGCAGACCAGUUCAGCCAGAGGAAGGGCCCUGAGAAGCAGAAGAUCCUUCAGACUUACUUCAACUGGUAUUAUGCAUCGGUCGGGUUCUCAUUCAUGGUCGGAUCAACUGUCAUUGUGGCCAUACAAGAUCAUUUUGGAUGGAAGGUGGGCUAUGCUGUUCCACUGGCGCUUAUACUAUUAGCUACUAUCUUGUUCGUGGUGGCCUCCUCUCUCUACAUCAAUAUGAAGGCUGAAAAGAGUAUGUUUACCGGUUUGCUGCAAGUGGUUUUCGUGAGUCUGAAACACAGGAAUCUAGUUUUGCCACCCAAGACUUCAAAUGCAAGUUAUUAUCACGAGACAGACUCCAAACUCACGGUUCCCUCGGAUAAGCUGAGGUUCUUUAACAAAGCAUGCAUUAUACAAAAUCCUACCGAGCAGUUGAACAUUGAUGGAUCAACUUCAAAGCCAUGGAAUCUGUGCACCGUGGAGCAAGUAGAGGGUCUCAAGUCAGUGAUGAGGGUGAUCCCCCUCUGGUCAUCAGGGAUCAUGGUCCCCUUGGUCCUCAAUCAAGGCUUCCCUGUGCUGCAGGCAAAAACAAUGGAUCGACACAUCUUCUCAAAGUUUGAAAUCCCUGCAGGCUCCUUCGGUGUGUUCGGCAUCCUCACUCUGACGGUAUGGUCAGGUAGCUACGACCGUUUCAUCGUUCCCGUGCUGGAAAAGAUCACCAGGAGACCACGCGCAUUUAGCCUCAAACAGCGCAUGGGGAUCGGCAUAAUAAUAUCAACCGUAUCAACCGGGGUGGCUGCAAUCGUGGAGGCCAUCCGGCGGAGGAAAGCAAUCGAGCAAGGGUUGGCGGACGAUAUGAAUGGGGUGGUCGCCAUGUCAGCGAUGUGGCUCGUGCCGCAGCAUUGCCUUUCUGGCUUGGCCGAGGCCUUCAGCGUCAUCUCCCAGAUCGAGUUCUACUACACCGAGCUACCCAGCAGUAUGGCAAGCUUUGGGGUAGCUUUCUGGACGUUAGGGGCAGGAUUAGCAAAUCUGCUAGGAGUUUUGGUCUUGAAGAUUGUGACGAGGACAACCGGAAGUAAUGGAAGGGGGUGGCUUUCAACCAAUCUAAACAAGGGCCACUAUGACUACUACUAUUGGGUCCUUACAUUGAUGGGUGUAGUUGAUUUCUUCUACUUCCUUGUUUGCAGUUGGGCUUAUGGUAGGGAGGGGAAGAACAGGAUGAGGGAAGAGGUGGGAGAUGAAGAAGAAGAAGAAGAAGAAAGCAUGCAGCACUCUUAACUAGUUACCCAUUCUCCGCUGAGGUGCACACUUAUAUGCUCUCUUUAUCCGUGUUGUCACAACUUAGAAUAAUGAAGACCGAGCUUGCAUGAAUAUGAUCAAACAACUUACCUAUAUUCUAUGUUGCUCCGUAAUAUUGUUGGGGUUUA